Molecule: messenger RNA, 466 nt
Organism: Rhizophagus irregularis DAOM 181602=DAOM 197198
Lineage: Eukaryota; Fungi; Glomeromycota; Glomeromycetes; Glomerales; Glomeraceae
Source: RefSeq, a predicted model, not a curated record
UAUGGAAUAUGUGGAGAAUGUAAUGAACCUGGGACUGGUGGUCAUUGGUGUCGACCUUGUAAUGCUAAAAGAUUUAAAGAAAAUUUUAAAAAUUGGACUAGCGGAAAUGAUUAUGUUGAUGAAUUGAUACAACAUGCUCAACUUGACGCUGUAUAUCAUAAAAAAUGUCUUGAAUGGAUACCUUUUAAGAAUUUUGAAGAUGUCACUUAUAUUACCAGAGGCGGUUAUGGUAAAAUUUUUUCUGCUAGAUGGCCUGAGGGUUAUAUCUAUUCUUGGGAUAUUGAAAAUAAAAGAUGGGAAAGGAUAAGACUUAAUAAAUUUGCAUUAAAGAGUUUAGAUGAUUCUUCUUGUAUAAGUACAGAAUUUUUAAAUGAGAUUAAAUCUCAUCUUCAAAUUUAUCUUUAUGAUGUUAUUCCCUGUUACGGGAUAACGCAAGAUCCAGAUACUAAAGAUUAUAUGAUGGUUU